Messenger RNA from Colletotrichum godetiae, 2382 nucleotides. RefSeq names its product heterokaryon incompatibility protein-domain-containing protein. NCBI's taxonomy places the organism in Eukaryota, Fungi, Ascomycota, Sordariomycetes, Glomerellales, Glomerellaceae. The transcript has 2 exons. Bases 1 to 2382 code for a protein of 793 amino acids. The record is from RefSeq and is a predicted model, not a curated record.
AUGGGACUGACACUCCAAGUUGACACCGACAACGACAACGUCAGCCAGGAGGAGAACGACUGGCUGCAAUAUCAGGAACAGGCCGAGUCUGGCAGCGACUGGGACUCGGACGAUGAGUUCUUCGACGAAAAAUCAAAUAACCCUUUCAUCCGAGCCGGCUUCAUUGCCUUGAACUUGGCGAAAAAAUGUGACACGUUCUUCGCCAAGGUUGGGAUACGGAAGGCUGAAAUGUUCCGUCACCCCCGGACUGGAAAUUGCAUGAAAUGUGGAGGCAUGAACCAAGGGUUCUUCUCUGCAAUCAUGAGUAUUGAAAUGGGUGCCGCGGCUGGGUGUCCGUCUUGCAGUAUCAUCAAAGCUGGCGUGCGAGCAUGCCUACCAAGGCAUAUUGCCCGUAGCUCCAAAGUCUCUGUGAUGGAGAGUUGGAACUCGGGAUGUGCUGGACGCCAGUUUAUCAGAACGAAAAGGAGAUCAGCAACAAUCCCCGGUGCUUACGGCGUCAUCGUUAUCAGGAGCAGCCAUCUAGAUAUCAGCAAUGUCUUUGUCCGCUCGACGGAGUUGCGAGAGGAUGUUGUUGCCGAACUCAACUUUUUCGGCACCAAAGAGGAACCGGCAUCGUGGGACUCCAUCGGCCUCGCUUACCACAUAUCCGGAGACACGUCCUCAGACGAAGCUUUUCGGUGGUUCCGAGCGCGCCUAGAGCACUGCAUUUCGGAGCACUCAUUAUGCAAGGCGGCAGACAACGACGGCCGAAUGCCAACCCGGGUUCUGGACUUAGGGCCUUUCGAUGGUCUUACUGAAAGCGAGGGUUCGCAAGAGACAUCCGAUGGUGAUAUCCGACUUCACGAGACCCGAGGUACUUGCGACAGAUAUGUCUGUUUGAGCUACUGCUGGGGGGGCACCAUAGAUAUCCGCUUGACCAAAGAACGAUAUCACUCAUACACAAAUCGCAUUACUUGGUCAUCCUUACCUCAAGGGUAUCGAGAUGCAAUUGGACUGACGCGCAAGCUUGGAAUCCGCUACAUCUGGAUUGACUCGCUUUGUAUCAUUCAGGACGACAAGGAGGAUUGGAGGGCAGAGGCAGCUCGCAUGGCAUCUAUCUUCCAAGGUGCUCACGUCACCAUCUCAGGGACGAAGUCCUCGAGCCCCCACCAGAGCUACUUCACGCAAAGCCCAGACAAGUACAUGGCAAAGAGAGUAGAGCAUUACGAUGGCGAAGGGAAGAGAUGGUUUGCAAACGUGCGGCAGACCGUUCCGCACUUCUUCUCGUCCGACGCAUCUGGGGAACCAAACUACAGUCCGGGCGACUUCCCUUUGCUAAACCGUGGCUGGGUGUUCCAGGAGCGUCUUCUAUCUCCCCGAAUACUACACCUGGGUGACGUAGAGAUGGCGUGGGAAUGCAACGAGGUCUGCGCCUGCGAAUGCAUGGGAGAGACCACAACAUACGAGACCGAACCGAGAUGGGCGCAUACCAAAGGUGCUCACGCACGAAACCUAGCAUCUGCUACUGAGGCCAAAGAGCUAUACCCAGAUUGGCGCAGCACGGUAGAGAACUACAAGAAGACGAGGCUCACCUAUCAGAAUGACAUCCUCCCGGCCAUUGCAGGUGUUGUAAAGAAUAUGCAGAGAUUCCGAAAGGACAAGUACUUAGCCGGGAUCUGGGAAGACAGCCUACUCGACGAUCUCGCCUGGCAGGCUACUCAAAGCGUUUUACACCGGCCAGACAAAUGGACAGCACCAACGUGGUCAUGGGCAUCCGUGACUUCAAAGAUCAACUACUCCAACCUGCGUACGAUCCUGGCGUCUAAGUUCCUUGUAGAACCCGAUCUGAAGGCGCAAAGGACCGUGGUCAUUGAAGCUUCAACAGAGUCUGCUGGAGCAGAUCCCACGAUCGAGGUCAUCUCGGGUCACAUAGCUCUUUCCGGCCCGAUGAUUACAGCGCGCUUAGAGUGUGACGAAGAGGAGGAAAAUAACGAUCUUCUCCGAACAUAUUACGCUUUCCAUGGUAGCACGAUGUUCGAGAUAGCCCCUGACUACGAUUUCCGGGCGCCAGGGAAAGACUGUGUGCCGCUCGGCAGCACUAUUUAUCUCUUACACUUGUGCAGAGAGCCGGAACUUCGAAACAAGAACGGUACAGGCUAUAAGAAGAUGCCAACCAAAGUCUUUUCCCUCGUCCUCCGAAAGGUGGCUGAUGGUGAAGGCACUCAUGCCGAUAGCGGUCCAAGUAGCAAACUUGAAGGCAACGUAAAGAGCGAUGAGUCUUCAAUGGGGCCCAAUGAUGGGACGUACGAAAGGAUUGGAAUAUUAAUCUUAACCAGCGAUGAAGAUGGGAUGGAGGAUUACGUGGUAGAGAAUGGCCGAGACUGCGUGGUGAAGUUGAUCUGA